GUGUUUGGUGGUGGUAAUGACGGAGUCGCGACCUCAGGCGGUUCAGGAGCCAGAGAUACCACACGUCCUGGCAGCGUUUGAUACAUUCCAUCAGUUAUGGGUGGCCGAGGCGAAAAGAAAUUCCAUUGCGCCCAAAGCACUUCAUAAACAACAGACGCAAGAGCAAACGUCACCACAGGAACAGCCUCUUCAGGAACAACUGACGGCAGAAAAGCCUGUUGAGGAGCAGCUGAUGGCAGAGCAGCCUGUUGAGGAGCAGCUGACGGCAGAGCAGCCUCCUGAGGAGCAGCUGACGGCAGAGCAGCCUCUUGAGGAACAUCUUCCACAAGAAACGUUAGCGGACAAACAUUUCGUAGAUCCAACUCCUCAGCUGGUGGCUGAGGUGAAGGAAAUACCUCAGCAAGCGUCAGUGAUGGAGACGGCAGUAGCACAAGAGGCGGAGGCUUCUUUAGCACUUGCUACACCAGUGCCAAAUAUGGACCAGGCAUUCAAAAAUUUCUUCGCAAUUUGGGAAGCUGAAGCGGCCAGGAAUGCGAUUGCACCUGUAGCAUUUAAACAUGAGAUUCCCUCGACUCUUGUAACAGCGCAGGAAUUACAGCCCAUAGAGGAGGUGCUGCCCAUAGAGGAGGUACAGCCCAUUGAGGAGGUGCAGCCCAUAGAGGAGGUGCAGCAGGCGGCGCAACAGGACCAACCUCUGGUCGUGGUAGAACCAGUUGUAGAACCAGUUGUCUCCAUCGUGCCAGACAUGCAAGCAGAGUUCGCCAGGUUCCACGAAAUAUGGAAGCAGGAAGCGGCAAGGAACGCGAUUCCUCCCUCAGUGGCUACACUACACUCAAACUCUUAAUUGGGGUCAUAGUGCAACAAAUUAUGUCUAAUACUGAGGCAGUGUGUAAAUCUAGAUACAUAUAAAUACAAGUUGAGGAUGCUUUCUUCGUGAAAUUUGCUUCUCAAAUGCAAGCCGUAUGCCUAGAUUGUAAUGUUAUCGGCUGUAACUGGUAUGUGGAUAUUUCCUCCGCCGUUCAACGCUUUACGACCCAUACGAUUUAGCGUUUUCCAUGAAUAUAACAACAACCCGGUAAGUGGAUGGUAUGGCUGCCACGGAGUUAUUUCUUGUUUCUCCCGUCGUUUCACUUCCGGAAGACAUGUUCAGAGUGCUUCUCCACGGAGACUUAUAACUAGAAAAACGUGUUUUCUUUAUAGAACGAAGCCAAAUGUAAUAAAUUUGGAAAAAUAUAUUUAUGGGUCCCUUAUCUUCGUGAAAUAACAAAUAAAGAAACCAUACCUAAUUCAACACAUUAUUUCCUAACAUAAG
Cherax quadricarinatus is the source of this 1312-nucleotide messenger RNA. Lineage: Eukaryota; Metazoa; Arthropoda; Malacostraca; Decapoda; Parastacidae. The record is from RefSeq and is a predicted model, not a curated record.